Molecule: messenger RNA, 1234 nt
Organism: Paramecium sonneborni
Lineage: Eukaryota; Ciliophora; Oligohymenophorea; Peniculida; Parameciidae
Source: the annotation of a GenBank genome assembly
AUGAAAUAAAUAUUAGAUCUACAGAGACUUAUUGCCUUUAGACAUAAUAUGCAUUAAAAUCCUGAAGCAUCUUUAAAGGAAUUCCAAACUCAAUAAAGAGUGAGAGAAUUCUUGCUUACUUUAAAUAUUCAAGAAGAUGUUAUUAAAGUAUGUGGAAAUACAGGAUUAAUUGUUGAUCUAAGUGGUAAUGCAGAAAAGGUUGGAGAAGAUAGAUUAAUUGCAUUCAGAGCAGAUAUUGAUGCAUUAGUAUUGAAUGAAGCUAAUGAACAUUUACAAUAUAGAAGUACAAAUGGAUGUGCUCAUAUGUGUGGACAUGAUGGGCAUACAACUUGUCUUUUAGCUUUUGCAUAAAUCUUUUAACAUUAUAAAGAAACAAUACCUAAAAAUAAAACAGUUAGAUUAUUAUUUUAACCUGCCGAAGAAGAUUAUGGAGGAUCUGUUGAUAUGAUACGCGAUGGAUGUUUAGAUAAUGUAUAAGAAGUAUAUGGAUUUCAUUAAUGGCCAACAGGAAAGAUUGGAUAAGUAUGGUGUAAAGAAGGAUCAAUGAUGUCUUAACCAAUAUAGAUGCAAUUUGAUUUUAUAGGUAAAGGAGGUCAUGCAUCAGAACCCCAUAAAUUUAAUAAUCCUGUUUAAUGUGCAGCUGAAUAUCUCUAUACUAUUAAUAAUUAAUUAAGUUAAGAGAAAGGACAAUUUACUUUUGCAUGGACAUGUUUUAAUGGUGGAACAGCUUUUAAUGUUAUACCAGAUACAGCUUCAGUAAAAGGUAUGAUUCGUUCUUUAGAAUCAGGUUUAGGAGAUAGAUUAUUUAAAGAAGUAUGAUAGAUAUAAAUUAAUAUAAAUUAGUGUUGUAAUGUUGCUGAGAAAACUUGUUAGAAAUAUAGGUGUUAAGUAAAAGUUUAAAGAAUGGCAGAAAAUUAUCCAUUAACUGCAAAUCAUUAAAAAGAAGCAUAACAUAUAUUGAGAUUAGGUGAAAAAUACUUUGGUGCUGGAAACGCUCAUGCUGGUCCUUGUCCUGUUUAUGCAUCUGAAGAUUUUGGAAAUUAUACUCUUAAAGUACCAGGAGCAUUCUUCUUUUUGAGUUCAGGAAAAAAGUAAUUUAUUCAUAUAUAUUUAAUAGUGAUACAAAUAAUCCGAUGUUACAUUAAUCCAAUUUUGAUUUUAAUGAUGAUCUUAUUGAACUAGGUGCUGGAUUUUGGUGGGAGAUUGCAAAAGAUCGUCUAUUAAUAUGAAUAAC